Lytechinus pictus (painted urchin) is the source of this 4043-nucleotide messenger RNA. RefSeq names its product BTB/POZ domain-containing protein 7-like. The record is from RefSeq and is a predicted model, not a curated record. Gene Ontology annotation, biological process: morphogenesis of a branching epithelium. Bases 393 to 2369 code for a protein of 658 amino acids. The transcript has 6 exons. NCBI's taxonomy places the organism in Eukaryota, Metazoa, Echinodermata, Echinoidea, Temnopleuroida, Toxopneustidae. Gene Ontology annotation, molecular function: protein binding.
CAGGUCAGCAAUGAGUCAUGGAGAAGUCGACUUGAUAUUGAUCAAGCUCUCAGCCUGUGUCAGGUUGUAAAACACUCCAUUCAGAGUUGCUGAUCUUGGACUGAACCCAGAGUCAUAUUGCUCAGAAGUUAGUCAUCGUGUUUCACCAAACUUUUGUUGGCUACACUUAAAGAUUUUAACGGAGCUGUGCCAUCAAAUACACAAUUGAAAAGGCAAUACUGCUUAGAGGAAAAUUGUCAGAUGCAUCAGCCAUAAUUACAAAAGCGUUGUUUUUUGGCUUGAGACUUGUUAGCACUGAAUGAACAAAAGUUACCAUGCUUUUGAUUAUAUCCAUUGAUUUCUGGGAAUGAGACAAAAUGUAAACUGUGAUAUUUAUAGUGAGUUGAUAAACAAUGGGAAGUAACCCUUCAAGUCAUAAGGACUCUGGUGAGUCCGCGAGAGAGGAAGGAAGCACUGCAAGGGAUCAUUCAAGCACGAUGUAUCCCACUUCACUUCAUGGACACCUAGGAGAUGAGGUCUUAGAACCUCCAAGCCAAACGUUGCCAUCUCCUGCAAAAGUGGACAAAGUGAAAAAGAAGAAGCCCCCAAGCUUUUCCUCCUUAAAGAGGAGAAUUGUGAGAAGAAAGACUGCUGGUAAGUUUCAGGAUCAUGCUCGUUCUAUACGGGAUCUCAUAGUAACAUGGAAUCCUCUGGAUGUUUGCUCACUUAUCGAGGAAUACGAUGCUCUUGCAGCUCUCAAGGAGAUCACCAUUCAGACAGACUUGGCUAGGACAUCAGCAUCACCACUGAAAAAUGAUCUGUUGCAGCUUUUUAAUAGUAAAAACUGUGCAGAUGUGAAUUUGCUUUACAAAGGAUCAACAUUCCCAGCUCAUCGUGCCAUACUUUCUGCGAGAUGCAGUUUCUUUAGAGAACUCUUACGGAGAAACCCAACCGUAGGUGCAGAGGUUCCAGUGGACCUUGGUUGGUCGGGGGUAACAGUGAACAUGUUUGCUUCAUUACUCAGAUACCUGUAUACGGGAGAGUUCAACACCCAAGAUUCGCAAUUAGAAAACUUUGAUGUAUUGAUCCGAUUAGGAGAGCGAUUUGGAACGCCGAAUGCACUUGAGCAUGACUUCAGGAUGUUACUGGAUACAGGCAAUUAUGGAGAUGCUGCACUUGUGUUUUCUUGCGAUACUGAAUCAGUUGGAGUAACUCGUGCUGUGGAGGCAUCGAGGACAUCUGUUGGGAGUUCUGUUAAGUGCCAUAAAGCUAUCUUGUCCGCAAGAUCACCAUUCUUUCGGAGUGUUCUCCAGAGGAGACACCAGCAGAGCAGUGACUCUACUACAAGGACGUUGCCAAGCAUUACACCCAUUGUACUUGAUGAGUCAGUCAUACCCAAGAAGUAUGUUCAUGUACUGUUGUAUGCCCUUUAUCAGGAUGUAGUGGAUUUAAGCCUUGUCUUGCCAGACAGUCCUAGUGUUGGAAGCCUUGGAGAAGCCCAAGCUAUGGCAUCAGGAAGGACACCACUUACCAAGGUUGAACAGGCCAUGGAGUUGUAUCAGAUCGCAAGAUUCCUUGAUUUUGCAACUAUGGCUCAUGCUUGUGAGGACAUCAUAGCACGGAGUAUCACCACAGAGAACCUUGUCUCCAUCUUGACUUGGAGUCUAGAACCUCAUGGAUCUCACUGGGUACAUCGGCAGGCUCAGCAGUAUCUACAGGAGGAGUUUGCUGCUGUAGCUGCGUCUCCGGUCCUCUUUGAGCUCCGGGAAUCACAACUCAUUAUGGCUCUCAAGUCAGACUUUCUUCAGGUUGCAGAAGCAGAUAUUUUGAAAGCAGUAGUAAGAUGGGGAGAAUACCAGCUCAUAAAGAGAAUGGAAGAAAGAGAACCGAAUCUAGUGAGCCACACCCAACACAGUGUGAGUAGAAAGGGUAUCAAGAGAAGAGACCUGGAUACUGGUGAAUUAAGAGAGAUCAUCAGUAGUCUACUACCACUCGUCAGACUGGAACAUAUCAUUCCCAGGGAACAUGAGGCUUUAACAAGUGCAGUGAAGAGAGGUCUGAUCCCUACCCCGCCCUCUCACAUGCUAUCUGGUGAUGAACUAGCCAAGUUUAACCCCUGGGUGAGGGGGAAGGGCAGACGGUUCUACCCUAGACCAAGGUUAUUCACUCCGUAUGUAGAGGAAGCCAAGUGUUUCCUGGAAGAGCCGGUCGUAUCAGAUAUGGAGUCGGACCAGAGAGGAAUACGUAUGUCUUAUGUGCCUGAUGCUUUAUACAUGCUAGAGGAGAGAGGAGGGGGGUGUUCAGACCGAUGGGUUAGCAGGGUCAGGCAAUACCCUCCCUCAGUCAUUGCUGGCUCAUUCCCAGGUAAGUGUGAACACAUUCUUAUUUAAUCUUACUCAUAUUUGGGGGUGUUUCACGAGUAGGUAAGUGUGACUUAAAGUUGUCUCAAGGUGCCAACGUGCACAUGAUAUUAAAUGUAAUUUCAUUGAGUGAGUAACACUGAGCAUGAUCAUACCGAUUCAGGUGAUGCGUCUUGUACCGCACACAACUUGGAAGUUAAGUGCGACUGAAGUCACGCUGAAAUCUUUAGGUAACCCCCCCCCCCGCCCCCCCGAUUUAUGCUAUUCUAAUUGAUAUGUAAAAGGUUCAGCUCUUAUCGUCCUCUAGAUUCACUCUCGGCCGAGUGUGAAUAGGAUGGAAUUUCAUUGCAUAUAAGGAGAUCUGGGGACCGUUUCAUAAAGCUGUUAGUAAGCUACACACAGAUGACUCUAUUUUCUUUAUGAUAUACCCCAUAUUGUCCCUGGAAUUUCAAGAAAUAAAAUAAACUUUGCCUUUAUAUGCUUGUUAACAAGAAUUAAAAUUGAGCGUGCUUUGGAAUCGCUCUCGCAACUGCCUAAACUGCCAAGUACCGAGCGACUCCCAACAUGAAAAUCGCUCCCGUCCAGUCUCUCAAUUACGACUACAUAUAUUAGUAGUCAGACAGCCAAGCCAGUGCAGCUGCAGUUUUUACUUUCAUGCAUCAUCGCAUUCUGACGUGUAACUGAGUGGAUUUUUUAAAACCACGGGCACGGCGCUUCAGAAAAAUGGGUAUAGAGUUUCAAGCUCUCGAUGUCCCUUGUACUAUUUUUCAAAACGCUGCGUGGCACCAGGUCUCGCCGUAACUUUGAGAGCAAGAAAUUUUCUUUUCUAUUGGAUUAAUUUUAUAAGAUACUAUCCUGAAUUUGCAAGAAAAUAAGAUCGUGAACUCUGAAGAAAAUCACAGUUUUUUAAUUUCGGAGAGUCCACUUCUCAAAUAUAAACUAUGCCACUUGGUGCUCUGGAAAUUUGGCGCAGAUCCCGCAAUAUUCAGACCAAAAUUAGGAUUUUCUGUGGGGAUAUUUGGUGAGUAACAGUCAGUGCCCGAGUGUAUACAUGUAUUGGCGCUAAUGCAGUUUCAUACCCGCCUGUGUUGCGGGGAUGAUUGACUGUGAGGUAACUGAGCUGUGUGUUGCGGUGAUGAUUGACUGAGAGCUGUGCUAUGUUCAGUGGCUGAGCUGCGCUAGCGUAGGCAGCUCCUAGCUUGAGAAAUAAUUGACAUGGUGACGUUAGCUGUCAGGUUGUGAUUGCAUUGAAUGCAUUCAAUAUUUCAUAAAAUAAUUUUCAAGUGAGUUUUUAUCAAAAAGUAUUUAUGAACAGGAUUCCUCUGAAUACAAAUUCUGUUCAAAUUUGAUGAAUUUCAUCCUUUUCAAUUUGAUCGACAAAAUUGUAUAUUAAAAAAAGAAGUUAGGACAAGUAAUGAGAUACAAACAAGAAUUAGAUCUACAUGUAAAUGGACAACAAUAAAGUAAAUAAUAAUUCAACAAUAACAAUGAAGAAAAAAUAAAUAGCAAUUAAAUAAACAAUGUUUAACUUUAUAUAAAUUUGUAAACAAGCAGGAAAAACUGUGAUGCGAAACCAUGCGCUGAAUCGUUUUUUAAAAAUGGCUCUCAAAAACUGAAAAUAGCUCUCGUAAAAUGAAAAAUGGCUCUCCUUUAUUGUUCAAAAUGGCUCCCUAAAAAUAAAAAGUAAUUUCAACACUGGUAGGU